Sporisorium graminicola is the source of this 687-nucleotide messenger RNA. RefSeq lists its product as uncharacterized. Gene Ontology annotation, cellular component: extracellular region. The transcript has a single exon. The record is from RefSeq and is a predicted model, not a curated record. The coding region runs from base 1 to 687 and encodes 228 amino acids. Lineage: Eukaryota; Fungi; Basidiomycota; Ustilaginomycetes; Ustilaginales; Ustilaginaceae.
AUGAAGCUCUCGAUCGCAGUUCGCGCCUCUCUCCUCUCGCUGGCCACAAUGGCAGCCGCUUCUACUUUGAACCAAGUCAAGACGGACAUCAUUGCGAUCGACGUUUCGGUCAACAACCUUUACAAGCAAUGCCAGGUGCAGUCGCUCAACUACUUUUCUGGGAUUGCCAUCCGCGAAGCUGCGGAUGAUCUCACCAACAAGAUCAAGGCCGGUGCCGAAAGCGCGCGACAACUGCAAGAGACGCCCACGGACAAGGACGCCGAACUCAUGAUCUGGACGCUCAGCAAGACCGAGAGCAAGGUCUCGCUGGUGGUGGACCAAUUCAUCAAGCUCAAGCCGCAUUUCCAGCAGCUGGGUGUGCUUAGCAUUGCCGCCUCGAGCGUGACCGCGUUCCAGGGCGAGACCAAGUCGUUUGCGGAUCAACUUGUCAAGCUGGCUCCUGCUCACGAGCAGAGUGCCGCGCUCAAGCUCGCUGACAAUUUCAACGCUGAUCUGAAACGAUGCAACGAUGCCUACAACGCUCCGGCCGCGGCGAGCCCUGGGGUGCAGGCGACUCCAGUUUCGAGUGGAGCCCAGCAGGCGGGCACGAACUAUGCUGGCGGAGCUGGUGCCGGUAAGGCUGGUGCGAGUACCAACCCUCACGGUCUGGUCAAGAGGAAGGGGGGACUCGGCAGCAAGCACCGUUAA